Messenger RNA from Colletotrichum spaethianum, 1476 nucleotides. Its product is annotated as aspartyl aminopeptidase. The transcript has 2 exons. The record is from RefSeq and is a predicted model, not a curated record. Gene Ontology annotation, biological process: proteolysis. Gene Ontology annotation, cellular component: fungal-type vacuole. Gene Ontology annotation, molecular function: metalloaminopeptidase activity; zinc ion binding. NCBI's taxonomy places the organism in Eukaryota, Fungi, Ascomycota, Sordariomycetes, Glomerellales, Glomerellaceae. Bases 1 to 1476 code for a protein of 491 amino acids.
AUGGCUCCCCCAGCAGCUGCCCUCGACUUUGUCGACUUUGUCAACGCCUCUCCUACUCCCUACCACGCCUGCGCGACCGCCGCCGCCCGCCUCGAGAAGGCCGGCUUCACAAAGAUCAAGGAGCGCGAUUCCUGGAACUCGGCGCUGCACCCCGGCGGGAAGUACUACCUCACCCGUAAUGGCUCGUCCAUCGUCGCCUUCGCCAUCGGCAGGAAGUGGAAGCCCGGUAACCCGGUCGCCAUGAUCGGCGCCCACACCGACUCCCCGACCCUGCGCAUCAAGCCCGUGUCCAAGAAGAACAACGUCGGCUUCCUGCAGGUCGGCGUCGAGACUUACGGCGGCGGCAUCUGGCACAGCUGGUUCGACCGCGACCUCAGCAUUGCCGGCCGCGUGCUCGUCAAGGACGCCGACGGCAACUUUGUCCAGAAGCUGAUCAAGGUCGACAAGCCGCUGCUGCGCAUCCCGACCCUGGCCAUCCACCUCGACCGGAGCUCCACGUUCGACCCCAACAAGGAGAACGAGCUGUUCCCCAUCGCAGGUCUGGCCACAGCCGAGCUGAACAAGGGCGCCGCAGCCCAGCCCGAGGGCGACGAGGCCGAGGAGGACUUCAAGCCGCUCAAGGCCAUGACGGAGCGCCACCACCCUCACAUCCUCAACGUCAUCGCGUCCCACGCCGAGGUUGAGCCCGAGGCCGUUAUCGACUUUGAGCUGGUACUGUACGACGUGCAAAAGUCGUGCCUGGGCGGCCUCAACGACGAGUUCAUCUUCUCGGCCCGCCUCGACAACCUCAACAUGACGUACUGUUCCAUCGAGGGCCUCAUUGCCUCGGUGCGCGAGCCCGACGUCCUGGACAACGAGACCACGAUCCGUCUCGUCACCUGCUUCGACCACGAGGAGAUCGGCUCCACGUCGGCCCACGGCGCCAACUCGAACCUCCUCCCCGCCGUCCUCCGUCGCCUCGCCUCGCUGCCGGGCAGCCGCGACACGGCGUCAGACGGGUCGUACGUGGCCGUGUCCCACGACGGCGACUACGAGUCGACGGCCUACGAGCAGACGCUCUCGCGCUCCUUCCUCGUGUCCGCCGACAUGGCGCACUCGGUGCACCCCAACUACGCCGGCAAGUACGAGUCGAGCCACCAGCCGGCCAUGAACGGCGGCACCGUCAUCAAGGUCAACGCGAACCAGCGCUACGCGACCAACUCGCCGGGCAUCGUGCUGCUGCAGGAGUGCGCGCGCCUCGCGGGCGUGCCGCUGCAGCUGUUCGUCGUGCGCAACGACUCGCCCUGCGGCAGCACCAUCGGCCCCAUGCUCAGCGCCAAGCUUGGCGUGCGGACGCUGGACCUGGGCAACCCCCAGCUGAGCAUGCACUCGAUCCGCGAGACGGGCGGCAGCGCGGACGUCGAGCACGCGAUUAAGCUGUUUGAGAGCUUUUACGAACGGUUUGGCGAGUUGGAGGAGAAGAUCCUGGUGGAUUAG